Diplodia corticola is the source of this 2355-nucleotide messenger RNA. RefSeq names its product polyubiquitin binding protein. Gene Ontology annotation, biological process: proteasome-mediated ubiquitin-dependent protein catabolic process; ubiquitin recycling. Lineage: Eukaryota; Fungi; Ascomycota; Dothideomycetes; Botryosphaeriales; Botryosphaeriaceae. Gene Ontology annotation, molecular function: ubiquitin binding. The record is from RefSeq and is a predicted model, not a curated record. Bases 1 to 2355 code for a protein of 784 amino acids. Gene Ontology annotation, cellular component: nucleus; cytoplasm. The transcript has 3 exons.
AUGGGCGACUUCAAGCUGUCCGCCCAGCUGCCGGGCCACGAGGACGACGUCCGCAGCGUCGCCUUCCCGGACCCCAGCUUCGUUCUCUCCGCGUCUAGAGAUGCCACCGUGCGGGUGUGGAAGCUCCUCUCCAACUCCCCGCCUACCUACGACUGCACCCUGGCCUCGCACGGCACGGCUUUCGUCAACUCCGUUGCCUACGUCCCCCCUUCAUCCAGCUACCCCGAUGGCCUGAUAGUAGCCGGAGGCAAGGACACCAUCAUUGAGGUCCGGCAGCCUUCGAAGACGCCGCAAGACAACGCCGAAGCUCUUCUGCUGGGCCACCAGAGCAAUGUGUGCGCAUUGGAUGUGGCCGAGGAUGGUCGUACAAUUGUAAGCGGCAGCUGGGACACUGAGGCGCGCAUAUGGCAGGUUGGCAACUGGGAGGCCUCGACCGUGCUACGCGGCCAUACCGCCAGCGUCUGGGCAGUCCUUGCCUACGACCGCAAGAUCGUCAUCACCGGUUGCGCCGAUAAGCAGAUCCGAUUCUUCACGAUCGAUGGCAAGCUUCUCCGAUCCAUACAGGGCGGCCCUGACGUCGUUCGAGCUUUAUGCAGGCUGCCUGAAGGUCACCCCUUCGGCGCACAGUUUGCAUCUGCCGGGAACGACGGUGUGAUCCGACUGUGGACCAUCGAAGGACAACAGGUUGCGGAGCUUUUCGGACACGAGAACUUCAUUUAUGCACUUGCGACACUGCCCACCGGUGAACUCGUCAGCUCCUCGGAGGACCGGACCGUGAGAAUAUGGAAGGGCACCGAAUGUGUGCAGACCAUCACACACCCUGCAAUCUCGGUGUGGUCGGUGGCUGUUUGUCAGCAAAACGGAGACAUCGCCACCGGAGCCAGCGACCGCACUGUCCGUGUCUUCAGUCGGGCUCAAGAUCGCCAGGCCGAAGCCAGCGCUAUCAAGGAAUUCGACGACGCCGUCAAGGGCUCUGCCAUUCCCCAACAACAGGUCGGAAAUAUCAACAAGGAGCAGCUUCCGGGCCCUGAGUUCUUGACCUCCAAGUCUGGCACAAAGGAGGGCCAGGUUCAAAUGAUAAGGGAGGACAACGGAAACGUUGCAGCAUACACAUGGUCCACGGCUGCCUCGCAAUGGAUCAACGUUGGUACGGUUGUCGACGCUGUUGGCAGUAGCGGAAAGAAGAUCACCUUCAACGGCAAGGACUACGAUUACGUCUUUGAUGUUGACAUCGAGGACGGAAAGCCUCCGCUGAAACUUCCGUACAACCUGUCCAGCAACCCGUAUGAAACGGCGCGAAAGUUCAUUGAGGACAACAAGCUUCCAAUUUCUUAUCUGGAUCAGGUUACGAACUUCAUCGUCACGAACACCCAAGGCGCCACUUUAGGACAGUCUUCGGGUGCUACUCAACCCCCAGGUUCCGAUCCGUGGGGCACUGAGUCGAGGUACCGUCCGGGUGAAGUAGGCUCAGCUACGCCUGGCAAUACCUCCGCUGCCUCGAAGCCCAAGCUUCUGCCGCAGACCACAUACCUCAAGAUUGACUCGGGCAAUCUAGCCAUCAUCGAGAAGAAAAUCAAAGAGCUGAACCAACAGCUUCUCGACCAAGGUUCUAAGGAUCUCUCUCUCAACGAGAGCGACCUGGCAACUCUUUCCGCUGUUUGUAGACAGCUACAACAGGCAUCGACUGCGAAGGCUGCCUCUACAGCUGGCAUUGACGUCGCUGUGAAGAUCGCGACGACGUGGCCGUCCGAUAAACGACUCCCUGGUCUCGAUCUUCUCCGUCUUCUCGCUGCAGCAUCAGCAACUACUGCCACGCAUACCAGUUCUGGAGAUACCACAAUCGUACAUCUACUUCGGGAUGCCGGCGUGUUCGCUCCCGACUCACCGCCCAACAACGUAAUGCUUGGUGUCCGUGUCUUCGCGAACUUGUUCAGCACGGAGGAAGGCCGGACCAUCAUGGACGGCACGUUCGAGGUGCUUCAUCCUCUCAUCCAACCAUUCAUCCACUCGCACCUCAGUAACCGCAACUUGAUCGUGGCCAUAACUACUCUGUACAUCAAUUGUGCAGUCCUUCUCACAUCACCCAGCCACAAUGCUGAUCGAGCCCUGACGCUGCUUGAUGAUUUGACUAACAUCAUCAACACGGUGGAGGAGCCCGAGGCUAUGUACCGCGCUCUCGUCGGUGCCGGUACACUGCUCUCUCUUGGAGAAGACUUCCGCGCGGCAGCCCAAGAAGUUUUUGACUUUGAGAAAGCGCUUGUGCGUGCACAGCAGAUCAGCAAGGAGGAGAGAGUCAAGUCGGUAGUGACGGAGAUGCGGGAUGAGCUCGCUUCUGUGUCGUCUACUGCCGCAUGA